Messenger RNA from Rotaria socialis, 1611 nucleotides. NCBI's taxonomy places the organism in Eukaryota, Metazoa, Rotifera, Eurotatoria, Philodinida, Philodinidae. The record is from the annotation of a GenBank genome assembly.
AUGAAAACAAGCAUGAAACAUUCAACGAUUCAAUUGGGUGAUUUGCCUGAUGAAAUUCUUAUGAUGAUUUUAAAAAAUAUGUGCCAAGUUGAUGUUCUCUAUUCUUUAAUAGAUGUUAAUCAACGACUUAAUACAAUUGUGCAUGAUCCAAUUUUUACUAAUCAUUUGGCAUUACUGAAACAUUUAUCGGAUGGUUCCAUAUGUUCAUUAACUGAUUCAAUGCUUGAUCAAUUUUGUUCACAAAUUCUACCUAAAAUUAAUCAUAAAAUCAAAUGUCUUCAUCUUGAAUCAUCAUCUAUGGAACGUAUUCUUCUAGCUACAAAUUAUCCUAGUUUAGAUGAACUUUCUUUAUGUAAUAUUACCCUCAAAACAAUUAUACAAUACUUUUUGGACAAAAAUGCAUUAACUGAUCUAUUUAAAAAUAAAAUUUUAUCACUUACUUUCAAUAUGCAUGAAAAGGAAAAUGGUGGAGAAUUGUUCAAUGCAAUUAUAUUUCAACGUAUUAUUAAAAUUUUCACCAGUCUACAAUAUUUGAAUUUGUGUUCAUCUUCUAUUUGGUAUUCAAGAAUAUCGUUGAACGCUUUUACUAAAGAUUUAGCCUCUACAACUCUCUUAGAAUUGCAUGUUACUGUAAACAAUUUCGAUAAUUGUCUUUAUUUACUUGAUGGACGUUUCAAUCAACUUCAUACAUUUUAUGUUAAUGUUGCUGAUAUUCAAUCUUCACAGAAAACAAUCAAUAAUAUGGAAAAUUUGCCUAAUUUAAAAUACUUUUCGUUGUAUUCAAAUGUUGUGACAAGUGCUUAUGAUGGAUUAAUUGUUCCACUUGUAAAUCGAAUGAUCAAUUUAGAAGAACUUAGUUUAUAUGUAAAAAUUUGCGAUAUAAAUAGAUUUGUUGAUGGUAAUGAUUUAAAAAAAAAUAUUCUCAAUAAUAUGUCUCGAUUGAAAAAACUUCAAUUUUAUAUUCGUUCAACUACUGGUGUUCUUAGUCAAAUUAAUAUACCAUCAAAUGAAGAUAUUCAAUAUACAUUCAACGAUUUUCAUAAUAAUCAUAUUAUUUCAUAUGUUGAUUAUUUUACAGACACUCAGCGAGGUCAAUGCCAUAUUUAUUCAUACCCUUAUACACUGAACGAAUAUUGUAAAAUAACCAAUAAUUUUCCAGGUGGAUUAUAUAAAUGUGUUACUAAAAUAUCAUUAUAUGACGAACGACCUUUUGAAUAUAAAUUUUUUCUUCGAAUUGCUCAAUCAUUUCCAUAUUUGAAAAAACUAAUUAUAGAAAAUAUGAAAUCUCAAAAUGAUAAACCAAAAAGUGAUGACAAUCAAAAUUUACCAAUUAUUGAAUAUCCUCAUCUUAUCACACUUGAUCUUACUGAAGCUCAUUUAGAUUAUAUUGAACUAUUUCUAUUUGAUACUAAAAUGCGUUUGCCAAAUAAUAUUUCUUUUAUUGUCCUUUACCAAGCACUAAGAAGAGUAACAGAAAAAUUUACAAGAAAUGCUACACCAAUCCAUGAGAAAAAAUUACAUCGUUUAAGUUUGCUGGGUAAAUAUCGAAUUCCUAAAUAUGUAAAAGAAUAUUUUCCUCAUACAAAAAUAUGUAGUUGUGAAUUUGUAUAA